CCUCCGGGGUCCCUCGGGGCUCGGCCUCAGUCCCGUUGUCCCGUGAUCCCUUCGCAGACCUUUGGACACUUCCCCCCUGGAGCAUUCGCUCGUCACUGCCCCCAUCGGUGGGCAGCGUCUGCCCCUGCCCCGAGGAUGACUAAGGCACCAUGGGCCACACGCUGUGUAUCUGCUCCCGAGGGACCCUCACUAUCGACAACAAGAGAUAUCUCUUUAUACAGAAACUGGGAGAGGGUGGGUUCAGCUACGUGGACCUGGUGGAGGGACUGCAGGAUGGGCACUUUUAUGCCCUGAAGAGAAUCCUGUGCCAUGAGCAGCAGGACCAGGAAGAGGCCCAGCGAGAGGCUGACAUGCACCGACUCUUCCAGCACCCCAAUAUUCUUCACCUUGAAGCCUAUUGCUUGACAGAACGGGGCUCCAAGCAGGAGGCCUGGCUACUGCUGCCCUUCUUCAAGAAGGAUACACUGUGGAAUGAAGUGGAAGGGCUGAAAGACAAAGGCAAUUUCCUGUCUGAGGAUCAAAUCCUGCUGCUGCUGUUAGGCAUUUGCAGAGGCCUAGAGGCCAUUCAUGCCAAGGGUUAUGCUCACAGGGACCUGAAACCAACCAAUAUUUUACUUGGAGAUUAUGGGUGGCCAGCGUUAAUGGACUUGGGUUCCAUGAAUCAGGCACGAAUCCAAGUGGAAGGCUCCAGACAGGCACUAGCCCUGCAGGACUGGGCAGCCCAACGCUGUACCAUCUCAUAUCGUGCCCCUGAGCUCUUCUCUGUACAGAGCCACUGUGUCAUUGAUGAACGAACUGACAUUUGGUCCCUACGUUGUGUGCUGUAUGCUAUGAUGUUUGGGGAAGGCCCUUAUGACAUGGUGUUCCAGAAAGGGGACAGUGUGGCCUUGGCAGUACAGAACCAGCUCACCAUUCCCCAGAACCCAAGGCAUUCCCCAGCAUUACGGCAGCUAUUGGCCUCCAUGAUGACUGUGGACCUCCAGUGCCGGCCACAUACUUCCCUCCUCCUCAAUCAGUUGGAAAGUUUGCAGCCUACAGCUCCCGGCCAACAUACCACACACAUCUGAGCAUGCAGGUUGGAACAUAGAAUUUUCUAUAAGAGGAAAGUAUUUU
Messenger RNA from Trichosurus vulpecula (common brushtail), 1113 nucleotides. RefSeq names its product serine/threonine-protein kinase 16-like. The record is from RefSeq and is a predicted model, not a curated record. Gene Ontology annotation, cellular component: Golgi apparatus; cytoplasm. NCBI's taxonomy places the organism in Eukaryota, Metazoa, Chordata, Mammalia, Diprotodontia, Phalangeridae. Gene Ontology annotation, molecular function: protein serine/threonine kinase activity; ATP binding. The transcript is spliced from 2 exons. The coding region runs from base 150 to 1067 and encodes 305 amino acids. Gene Ontology annotation, biological process: protein phosphorylation.